AGCCGGUUAGUAAUGUACAGUAGAUAGAGCCUUUCUUUUAAAUCCCAGGGCAGCAGGUCCUUCAGGGCUAGCAUUGCAAUUUCAAUUAGCUCCUGAGUGAAAGCUUGGCAUGUGUAUUAGUGAGCAGGGACACAAUUAGCUUAUUCUUCCUUUCCGUGUUGUGUUGAGAGGAUCCAAAGGAUUGGUGGUGGAUCGGGCAAGCCAGGCAUCACUGGAUUUUGAAGAAGGGAAUUGCUCAGACCUCGACAUCUUCACUUGCUCACACUGGAAUUACAGAGAUUUAUUACAAAGCACUGUGUGGCUUGGUGAAGGGUGCCUCUGGAGACACUCCGGAUAGCAUUUGAGCUUUGUCUGUUUGAGUGCUUCACCGCUCCGUCUUGGUCUCAUCAUUAGCAUGGAGCCCAAUAGCCCCAAAAAGAUACAAUUUGCUGUACCUUUAUUCCAGAGUCAGAUUGCCCCAGAGGCAGCAGAGCAGAUCAGGAAAAGAAGACCUACACCAGCAUCCCUUGUGAUUCUCAAUGAACAUAAUUCCCCAGAAAUUGAUGAGAAGAGAGUGACUAACACACAAGAAUCGCAGAAUGCAUCCCCUAAGCAAAGGAAGCAGAGUGUGUACACGCCACCGGCCAUGAAAGGAGCAAGCAACCAAGAAGAACAGAAGAGAUGGGAGUAGUGAAAAGGCAACUGCAUUAGGGGAAGAUGAAUCAGAAGAGAAAAGGGAUUGUCUUGUGUGACUAGACAACAGUCAACAGAAUGAAACUAAGUCAUGAGUCAGAGAUGUAUACACACAUAUAGCAUGCAAUGACAUAAGUACUGUAACUGAGUAUUUUGCCUUGGAAAACUUGGUCUUACAAAAUGGCUCUAAAGUGUAAUCUGUUUUUGUCUGCUUGGUUUUGUUUGUUUUUGUAUUUUGUUUUGUUUCAUUUACUUGAAACUUCUUCCUGGAGAACUUUUCAGCCACAAGUCACUAACUGGAUAAUUUACUCUACCUAGCGUGUGAACUAUUGUUAUAAAGUAUUGCAUACCAGGUUUUUUCUUUUACAGAGAUUUAUGUGAUUUAUGUAUUAAAUUCUCUGGAAUGUGUCCACUGUGUUCUGGGGUAUUUUCAUUUUCUCCUCCAGGUGCAAAACAUAAGUUGAUAACAACCAGAAGCUGGCUUGUCAGUACUGUCCUCCUGCCUGGACUUGGAAGAGAGCUACACAACUGCACAUGGCCCCAGCACCCCCAGCCCUCCUCUCAAACUCUUGACAGCCAACUGGACUGCCUUCUAAAGUGCUCUUGAUAUGUCCUACAUAACAUGGACAUGCUUUUCAGAAAUGGUUUAUUAUUAUUUGUGCUGACCUAUUUGUCAAGCUCUUUUCUGUGGCUUUAUUUCCCUCUAUAACUAGAAGGAAGAAUUGGAAUUGAGAUAAAUCUUAACUGAAUUAUUUUUAAGUUUUCUCCUUGUGAAACCUGAGACGUCUCUCCUAUAAUGGGGAGGCUUUCAAACACAUUUCCCUUGUUUCUGUUUCAAAUUCCACUGUGUUUAUUUAUCCUCUUGUUGCUUUUUCAAAUUCCAUUUGCCUUGAUUCUGUUGAGCUCCAGAGAUCUUUUAGAAGUUUACAUGAUUAAGCACUUGAGAUUAUAACAGUGAAAAAGGAUAGUAUUGUACUUCUUGUAAAUAUAGCUAUUAAACUAUGCUGGUUAAUAUUUGUUCGAUUCUUACAAUUAAUAAGGUGGCUUCCCUUAUGUUUCUUGGUUAGUAAUCCCAUUAAAUGUGUAGAUUCACUUUAUAGAUACGGAGACUUAACUCCACAGAAAAGAAGUGGCCUGGAGUGACCUUGUAACUUGACAAACCUUUCUAUUACCUUGUGAUCCAUGAGAGAAACUGUCAGAGUUGUAAGCUCAGAAAAGUCCUCUUCCAUAGGAACCAUGGGCUCUCAUGGUUCCUGCAAUGGCCUAGAGAACAACUCACAAAGAAAUCUCUGGAGUUUUAGGCAGAAAACACAAGAUAGUUUUUGUCAUGUGGUUGGGUGGGAAGAACAAACAGUUUUUUAAUUCUUUGGCUUUGAUUUAAACUAAGGUGAUUUUUGCAAAAUCCAACAAGUGGAACAACCUCUUACAACAAGCUGCACAGUUAGUAGAUCUUCUUCCUCUUUUACCCCCUUGUCUUUCUCCUCUUCUCCCUUCUUACCCUCCUCCUCCUCCUCUUCCUCUUCAUUGGUUUUUAAGUAGGGGGUCUCACUAUGUAACUGUGGCUGGCCUGGAACUCACAAUGGAGAUAAAGCUAGCCUUGAUUGUUGAGGUUCACCUGCUUCUCCAGUGGAGUACUGAAGUCAGAGGAAAGCUCCACCACUCCUUGUUUAAUGUUUCACUUAAAAAUACUUUCUAUUUUAAGAGGCCUGGAAAGAUGGAUCACUGGGUAAGAGUGCUUGCUCUGCAUGCAUGAGAACCCGAGUUCAAAUCCCAGCAUGCAGGCCAAUGCCAAGGAUGGUUGUAUGUAUCUACAACCCCAGCCCUGGGGAAAAGAGACAAGUGGAUUCUCAAAGUUGGUUGGCCUUCUAGUAAAUGGUGACCUUCUGGUUGGGUGAAAGACUCAGUCUCAAGGUUGAAAGCAACAGAGAAAAACACCUAAGAUCUUGUUCUGACCUCUGCAUGUACGUCCAUGGACACUCCUACACACACACACACACACACACACACACACACACACACACACACACACGUUCUUCCAAACCCACACACAUUUCAAAGUUUAUUUUUAAAAAUAAACUUGACUAUCUCGAAAGGAGAGUAUUGCUAAGUUUGUGCCAAUAGGCAGUAAGAAUCACAAAUUAUUACAAAAUAAACAGGAGGCUCAUUUUAAAUAUUUGUUAUUACUUCUCUCUUACUCUGCCCAGGACUUGGGAAGUGUUAAUUUUCAAUUACAGCUCCUAGACUCUCUUUUUCAAAAUACUAUUUCUCAAAAGUACCAAAGGUAUGGCUUUCUGUACUCAAAUCAAAGCAACAAGACAAUGAGAACGUUAAUCACACAAGUAGCUGGCAGAUGGCUGAAGAGUCCUUCAAGCAUUUCAGAGAGUUGUCUUUUCUUCCUCUCUUUAUUGUUUCAAGAAACAUCUUCCACAAGAAAGGCAGGUUUCUCAUUACAGUGGUCCUGCAGUGUGGGCUCUGUGGAUAGGAUUCCCUAAUCACACUAAUUACGUUACCAUAUGUUGCUCUCUGCUUCCUUCUUUUGCUCUAAUGGGACAUAGAUUUCUUAGUUUAAAUUUGUUACUUGGUUAUUGCAUUUUUCAAGUGAUUGAAACACUUAUGCAGCCCUUUAUUUGAUUUUUGAGAAUAUACUGUCCAAAAACUUGACAUGAAGGCCAAUGAGAUUAAAUAAGAAUUGUCUGUCCUACUAAACAUCAUGUUUGUAUGUCAGCUUAAGCUUGCUUGUUAUAAUUAAAGUUUACAUUGGAAAUAAAUGAUAACUAAAUUAAUUUUUAAAUGGCAUUUGUUGAAUGGACAGGAAAAAUAAAAAAUAGACAUUGAUAUUAAAUUACCCCAAACUGUAUCUGUAUAAAUAAUUGAUAUAAUAUUUCAAAGAAAAUAUAGCCAUAGAAGUCACUUUCUUUGUUUACAUAAUGUGAAAUUUAACUGUGUGUCUAUUGAGAAAUAGGAAUGUGUUAGAUUCAUGUAUUUAAAUAUGUAUGUACAAGUACAGGUUUUACAACAGUAGAGAAAAAAUAAAACCUUUUUAAAGAAAAAAAAAAGAAACAACCUGCUUUCUGUUAAAUAAAGAACAGUUCAUUAUUUA
This is a messenger RNA of Mus caroli (Ryukyu mouse), 3772 nucleotides long. Lineage: Eukaryota; Metazoa; Chordata; Mammalia; Rodentia; Muridae. The record is from RefSeq and is a predicted model, not a curated record.